Molecule: messenger RNA, 1233 nt
Organism: Mycosarcoma maydis (corn smut)
Lineage: Eukaryota; Fungi; Basidiomycota; Ustilaginomycetes; Ustilaginales
Exons: 1
Coding region: 1-1233 (410 amino acids)
Source: RefSeq, a predicted model, not a curated record
AUGAGCGUCAACAUGUGCGGGUACGUGUUGGUCCGUGCGACCGAAGCGCAAGACCUCAUCGCUACCGAACGCGAAUGGGUCGAGUGGGGCCAACCGCUGUUGACCAAAGAGCAGUUUAUCAUGCGUGAACAAGACGUGCUUGGCACCACCGACUUUAGCAAGCAACGCAGACAAAGAUGGGUUCUCGUGCCGGCCGACGAUACGACGACGUUGGAUUUCCUGUGUGCGUGCGAAACGUAUCGGCGACCGAUUCUGCUCAAACUACGUGCACAAGACCACGUGCAGAGCGCCAUGGCGUACAGCAUCUGUUCCGUGUUUGUUCCACCGGCCAAACGGCGCAAUGGAUAUGCGCAAAAGAUGAUGUCGCUCAUGCAGCACCAGCUGAACCCGCGGCCAAAGAUCCCCCAGCUGCGGGCCACCAAGCUAGACCAAGAUCUCGUCCAGGUGUUCCAGCCGCACGAGGCGGACCGGCACCGAGCCGAUGCGACGUGCUCCUUUCUCUACAGCGAUGUGGGCGAGUACUACUCCAAGUUUGGAUGGCAGGUGGUCGGCAACCGUCACGUCGAGUGGAAGCCGCUCUCGAAGGACGAAGCGUACGCCCCACCUGCGCAACGAGCGAGAUGGUUGUCAGCGGACCAACUCAAAGAGCUCGGCCGCAUCGAUCGACAAUACCUGCUGUCUCAACUCGAGCAACGCUCCGACACGCACAUCAGGUUCUGCAUUGACGAUCCAGACGCCACAUCCUGGCGAUGGCUCAUCCAACGCUCUCAGUUCUACGCCACCACACUUUUGCCCGCCUCGGCACCCAAACCGAGCUACUUUGGGCUCAUCUUGCCCUCGCCCACAGCUGAAGACAGCCAGCCAUCAUACGCAGUGUGGAUGUUUGACUUUGUUGCACACAAACUCGCCGUACUGCGUCUGCGCUUUACCAGUGCAGCCGCAUUCGAACAGCUGCUCGGCGCGCUAAGGCACCAGGCAGCGCAGUUUGGCAUGCACAAGUGCGUUGCCUGGAACGUCGAUCUGGCCAGCUUGGGCGUCGAGCUAAACGCUCAAGAUCACGCGCAACUCGAGAGAGGCGAGAGCGUCGAACGGUUUCACGACGAGCUUCGUGGCGGCGCAGUGGUCGAGAGGAGCGGCAACGGUGCCAGCCUGCCGGCACUAUCAUGGUAUGCCGAUAGAAAGCCAGGUGACAAACUUGAAUGGGUCUGCAACGAGUACGGCUGGUGGUGCUAA